AUGUCUGAGAUCCUAAUAAACGAGCAAGAGGACCCAACAACUGUGACCAGGUGUACCGUCCUCACCGACCACAUGUCUGAGAUCCUAAUAAACGAACCAGAGGACCCAACAACUGUGACCAGGUGUACUGUCACCACCGACACGAUGUCUGAGAUCCUAAUAAACGAGCCAGAGGACCCAACAACUGUAUCCAGGUGUACUGUCCCCACCGACACGAUGUCUGAGAUCCUAAUAAACGACCCAGAGGACCCAACAACUGUGACCAGGUGUACUGUCCUCACCGACACGAUGUCUGAGAUCCUAAUAAACGAGCCAGAGGACCCAACAACUGUGACCAGGUGUAAUGUCCCCACCAAUACGCUGUCUGAGAUCCUAAUAAACGACCCAGAGGACCCAACAACUGUGACCAGGUGUACUGUCCCCACCGACACGAUGUCUGAGAUCCUAAUAAACGAGCCAGAGGACCCAACAACUGUGACCAGGUGUACUGUCCUCACCGACACGAUGUCUGAGAUCCUAAUAAACGACCCAGAGGACCCAACAACUGUGACCAGGUGUACUGUCCUCACCGACACGAUGUCUGAGAUCCUAAUAAACGACCCAGAGGACCCAACAACUGUGACCAGGUGUACUGUCACCACCGACACGAUGUCUGAGAUCCUAAUAAACGAGCCAGAGGACCCAACAACUGUAUCCAGGUGUACUGUCCCCACCGACACGAUGUCUGAGAUCCUAAUAAACGACCCAGAGGACCCAACAACUGUGACCAGGUGUACUGUCCUCACCGACACGAUGUCUGAGAUCCUAAUAAACGAGCCAGAGGACCCAACAACUGUGACCAGGUGUAAUGUCCCCACCAAUACGCUGUCUGAGAUCCUAAUAAACGACCCAGAGGACCCAACAACUGUGACCAGGUGUACUGUCCCCACCGACACGAUGUCUGAGAUCCUAAUAAACGAGCCAGAGGACCCAACAACUGUGACCAGGUGUACUGUCCUCACCGACACGAUGUCUGAGAUCCUAAUAAACGACCCAGAGGACCCAACAACUGUGACCAGGUGUACUGUCCCCACCGACACGAUGUCUGAGAUCCUAAUAAACGAGCCAGAGGACCCAACAACUGUGACCAAGUGUAAUGUCCCCACCAAUACGCUGUCUGAGAUCCUAAUAAACGACCCAGAGGACCCAACAACUGUGACCAGGUGUACUGUCCCCACCGACACGAUGUCUGAGAUCCUAACAAACGAGCCAGAGGACCCAACAACUGUGACCAGGUGUACUGUCCCCACCAAUACGCUGUCUGAGAUCCUAAUAAACGACCCAGAGGACCCAACAACUGUGACCAGGUGUACUGUCCCCACCAAUACGCUGUCUGAGAUCCUAAUAAACGAGCCAGAGGACCCAACAACUGUGACCAGGUGUACUGUCCUCACCAACACGAUGUCUGAGAUCCUAAUAAACGAGCCAGAGGACCCAACAACUGUGACCAGGUGUACUGUCCCCACCGACACGCUGUCUGAGAUCCUUAUAAACGAGCCAGAGGACCCAACAACUGUGACCAGGUGUACCGUCCCCACGGAUACGCUGUCUGAGAUCCUAAUAAACGAGCCAGAGGACCCAACAACUGUGACCAGGUGUACUGUCCUCACCGACACGAUGUCUGAGAUCCUAAUAAACGAGCCAGAGGACCCAACAACUGUGACCAGGUGUACUGUCCUCACCGACACGAUGUCUGAUAUCCUAAUAAACGAGCCAGAGGACCCAACAACUGUGACCAGGUGUACUGUCCUCACCAACACGAUGUCUGAGAUCCUAAUAAACGACCCAAAGGACCCAACAACUGUGACCAGGUGUACUGUCCCCACCGACACGAUGUCUGAGAUCCUAAUAAACGAGCCAGAGGAUCCAACAACUGUGACCAGGUGUACUGUCCCAACCAACACGAUGUCUGAGAUCCUAAUAAACGAGCCAGAGGACCCAACAACUGUGACCAGGUGUAAUGUCCUCACCGACACGAUGUCUGAGAUCCUAAUAAACGAGCCAGAGGACCCAACAACUGUGACCAGGUGUAGUGUCCCCACUGAUACGCUGUCUGAGAUCCUAAUCAACGACCCAGAGGACCCAACAACUGUGACCAGGUGUACUGUCCUCACCGACACGAUGUCUGAGAUCCUAAUAAACGACCCAGAGGACCCAACAACUGUGACCAGGUGUACUGUCCUCACUGACACGAUGUCUGAGAUCCUAAUAAACGAGCCAGAGGACCCAACAACUGUGACCAGGUGUACUGUCCUCACCGACACACUGUCUGAGAUCCUAAUAAACGAGCCAGAGGACCCAACAACUGUGACCAGGUGUACCGUCCCCACUGACACGAUGUCUGUGAUCCUAAUAAACAAGCCAGAGGACCCAACAACUGUGACCAGGUGUACUGUCCCCACCGACACGAUGUCUGAGAUCCUAAUAAACGACCCAGAGGACCCAACAACUGUGACCAGGAGUACCGUCCCCACUGAUACACUGUCUGAGAUCCUAAUAAACGACCCAGAGGACCCAACAACUGUGACCAGGUGUACCGUCCCCACAGACACACUGUCUGAGUUCCUAAUAAACGAGCCAGUAGACCCAACAACUGUGACCAGGUGUAAUGUCCUCACCGACACGAUGUCUGAGAUCCUAAUAAACGAGCCAGAGGACCCAACAACUGUGACCAGGUGUACUGUCCUCACCGACACGAAGUACAACUGUGACCAGGUGUACUGUCCUCACCAACACUGUCUGAGAUCCUAA
Pecten maximus is the source of this 2790-nucleotide messenger RNA. RefSeq names its product mucin-5AC-like. The record is from RefSeq and is a predicted model, not a curated record. The coding region runs from base 1 to 2790 and encodes 929 amino acids. The transcript has a single exon. Lineage: Eukaryota; Metazoa; Mollusca; Bivalvia; Pectinida; Pectinidae.